AUGGAUAAGCCGGAUAGACGUGUACGGAAGUCAAAUUUCAGCGACGAAGAAGUCCGAGUACUUCUUGAAGAAAUACAACUUGAGCAUGUAACGUUAUUCAGCAGCCACAACGCGACCAUCACGAGGGAGGUGCAAAAAGAAGCUUGGGCGAGAAUCGCCAAAAAGGUUAACUCUUGCGGCGUGGCAGUGCGCACUGUCCAUGAAGUGAAGGAGAGGUUUCGAGCCUUGAAAGGAGGUGUGCUCAACAAAAGACGGGACGAAAAGAAGACGGGAGGAGGGCCACCACCAGCGCCAGUACCCUAUUGUGGCAGUAUGGGCUGA
This is a messenger RNA of Xyrichtys novacula (pearly razorfish), 321 nucleotides long. The record is from the annotation of a GenBank genome assembly. Lineage: Eukaryota; Metazoa; Chordata; Actinopteri; Labriformes; Labridae.